Aspergillus brunneoviolaceus CBS 621.78 is the source of this 1010-nucleotide messenger RNA. RefSeq names its product F1F0 ATP synthase subunit g. The coding region runs from base 133 to 711 and encodes 192 amino acids. Gene Ontology annotation, molecular function: proton transmembrane transporter activity. The record is from RefSeq and is a predicted model, not a curated record. The transcript is spliced from 3 exons. Gene Ontology annotation, biological process: proton motive force-driven ATP synthesis. Lineage: Eukaryota; Fungi; Ascomycota; Eurotiomycetes; Eurotiales; Aspergillaceae.
GCAAUUGCGCGACGAUCUAACGUCUCCGGCUCUUGAACCACCCGCCAUUGGACCCCCUUGUCCUCCAUCUAGCGACUUUGAUCAGUCACUCUCUCCCUCUCUCGUCUUUUCUUCUUUCCAAGGGUUUUCAAGAUGUCCGCCCCGGCGUCCCGUGCCGUCCUCCGGCAAUCGCAGUUCCUGGCUCGCAGGACCGCAGUCAGACACGCCUCUUCCACCUCGGAAGCCGCUUCCAAGGCUGGCGAGGCUGCUUCUUCCACUGCCUCCAAGGCCUCUGAGGGCCUCUCUCGUGUUCAAUCCUCGGCUGGUCCCGCCAUCACCAACGCUGCUCAGGGUCUCGGUAACGCCCUGAAGAAGGUUGGUGGAAGAACCGGAAAGGUCAUCUCUUUCGUCGAGAGCAUGAUCCCCCCCACCGUCUACUACAGCAAAGUCGGUCUCGAGCUCGCCAAGCUGGUUUUCCGUGGACAGAACAUGACCCCUCCUAAUGUCGCCACUUUCCAGGCCUACCUUGAGCCCUUGAUCCGCAACCCUACGAACUCUGCCUUCGCCCCCUCGAACAUCAUUGCCCGGAUCCGCAACGCCAACAAGAAGGAGCUCGCCUUCGCCGGUGUCACCGCCGCGGAGGUGAUCGGUUUCUUCACCGUCGGUGAGAUGAUCGGUCGGAUGAACAUCAUCGGCUACCGGGGAGAGCCUGAGCACGCCGGACACCAUUAGAUAAAUACCACGCAGUUGUGCCUUAGCCUGUCUUCCUUCCCUUUUACACAAACAAUCCCCCCCGUUUCCUUUGUGCGCUGUACUAUUGUAUGAUAGACGAUGGAAUUCAACUGUUGUCUGAGGUGACUGGUGUAUUUGUUUCUUUUUUUGUCUCUCUCAGUGGAACAUGUUUGCUUUUGUUUCCAAAAUGUGUUUGGGUAUCAAAAGCCUUGCUGGAAGUGUGUGCGUCCGGUUAGAAGAUAGACUUGUUCCACCUGCGCUCGAAUGUUUUUAGAUAUCUUUUCGAAUUCUAUGUGUCU